Molecule: messenger RNA, 327 nt
Organism: Parnassius apollo (apollo)
Lineage: Eukaryota; Metazoa; Arthropoda; Insecta; Lepidoptera; Papilionidae
Source: the annotation of a GenBank genome assembly
AUGUCCAAACAAUUGAGUAAUGCUGAUAUGGGAUGUGUUUUAGAAGAGAAACACGUGGAAGAUGACAUGAUCUUUGAGGGAAGUGGGGACGAUUCUGAGCAAGUCAAUGUUCGUUCUUUUGCAAAUGCAAAAAUUGUUCAAAUUUUGAACACAAAUGAUAAACCACCAACCAGAAGAGAAGAACUAAAAACCUUUAGGCACGGCAAUGAUGCACUACAUCAAGCUGUAAAAAAAGCUAAUUUGUGCCUUCUAGUCAGCCUUCGAAAAAGAAUCGGUACUCACUUCGGGGGAACCAUCAAACCUUCCACCCAGAAAAUCAUGUGCUGA